AAUUCAUGGAAGCACACUACGAUUCGAGUAACUCUGCUAAGCAUAAUCAGUAUCUCUCUAGCUACGAGAAUGGGAAGUUCGGGAAGGAAGUUUUUUGGCAUCACUAUCGGUGUGUUGCUAGCCCUUUCAAGUUCGCAUUUGGUUUUCUCACAGCAAUGCAGCAACCAUUACAAUUCCGAGCAAUGCUCUAUACAUGAUUUGCAAUUAAAUUCUUCUAAUCUCGGGUCUUUUAAGUUCCCAGUCCAUGCAAAUAUUGAACUUGUAAACGUAAAAAUUGAUUAUUUCUCACCGGAAGUAGUUCAACGCAUGAGGUGGGUUAGUAAGUUAACGAUUAGCCAGGGAUCAGUGUCCAAGAUAUUUCUCAAGGACGAUCUCCAGGAACUGAUAGCCACUUCCAGUUUAACGCACGAUGUGAUUAUUGGCGAGACUGAAAACGAAGAGCUGGAGCGAUUGACGAUCACUCAGAAUCAACUGGAAAGUAUUCCCAAAAAUGUAGAAAAGCUCAAAACUCUUACAGUUUUGGAUUUAAGCUACAACAAAAUUGAGGUUGUAGACCUGGAUGAACUUAAUGGAUUGGGAAAGCUUACAUACGUUGACUUAUCAAGCAAUAGGAUUUAUUACCUGACCGCUGUCAAUUCUUUUGAGCUACCGAGGCUGGAAACAUUCAAGUUAGAUAAUAAUUACCUGAUGGAAAUUGAUUUUGAUGCAUGGACCAUGCCAAGUUUGACCACAUUGAGUAUAAUGUCUAACAGUUUGAAGUACAUCAAAGAUUUCAAAACAGAGAACUUUCCAUCUCUACGUACGUACCAAGAUUAUAGCAAUCUAUUUGAUUGUCGUUGGCGAGCUGGUUUCAUCUCAAUGCUCCAAGCAUGGGAACAACUUGAGAACUACUAUUACCAAGCACAGGAUUGUCACAAAAGUGUGCAACUUAGCGCAGCGGUUUAUCGCAUGCUCAACAUCAGGGAUAUCCGCAACAACACGAUCGACUUGGAAGACAAGGAGCAACUCCAGAGUCAGUUGACCACUAUGCUGGAUACCGAGCAAAAGCAGUCACGGCACAUCGAAUCACUGACCAAGUUGGUGAAGGAACAAACCGAACAGCUUGAGGCAGUGUCCACCGAACUUCAGGCCCAACAGACGACAAUCGAUGGGCUUCUGUCGCAAAUCGAAGAGCUUAAGCAACUUGUGGCGGAAAUUAAGCAAUCGGCAGUGCCUACUGGACGGACCGUUCCCAAAGGAUUGCGCGCGAGGAUGAUCCAAGAAAUCGAGGAAGUCAUUCGGAGGAAUUUGGUCGAAGUCGAGGAUUAGGGAGGGCGUGGACGAAUUGUAGACGUUGGUUUCCUUGAAAUAAACUUCGAAUGAGUUGAGGAC
Molecule: messenger RNA, 1371 nt
Organism: Aedes aegypti (yellow fever mosquito)
Lineage: Eukaryota; Metazoa; Arthropoda; Insecta; Diptera; Culicidae
Product: protein flightless-1 homolog
Exons: 2
Coding region: 70-1308 (412 amino acids)
Molecular function (GO): protein binding
Source: RefSeq, a predicted model, not a curated record